AACCCAAAGUUCGGCCCAUGGUCAACCUCACCCAUAUCCAAUUGAAACACCUAAGGUGGGCCGAAAAUCGGGUUUGACCCGGAAUGGCCCAACUUAUUUCUAAACAGUGACAAUGCUGUAAAUAAUUGGUGAGGAGCAGAGUCGAGAAUUGACUCCCCAAGAAACAGAGCGAUAAGAAAAAGGGUGAAGAAACAUAGAGAAAAGGAAUCACAAAAUCUUGCCCCUUACUCAAAAUGGGCUUCUCUGCGUUAACCAGUGCGUGCUGCAGUUGUUGGAAUUUGGGUCUACGUUGGAAAUCGUCGAGCUUGUUUUUAAGCCUGAAUUUUCUUCCCAACACUAAUUCUGAUGGGCUUCUGUUGUCUCCCAAAUACCAGAAGUUUAAUUCCUCUCGCGCAUGUGCUUCUCCUUCAGAUCCACUUUUGGUCAAGGCUGCAAGAGGGGAUCGAGUUAACCGACCUCCUGCCUGGAUGAUGCGUCAAGCAGGGAGGUAUAUGGCUGUUUAUAGAAAGCUUGCAGAGAGACACCCAUCCUUCCGGGAGAGGUCAGAGACAACCGAUCUCAUUGUUGAAAUUUCUUUGCAGCCUUGGGAAGCUUUCCAUCCUGAUGGAGUUAUUAUUUUCUCUGAUAUACUUACUCCACUCCCUGCAUUUGGUGUGCCAUUUGACAUAGAAGAGGUGAGUGGUCCGGUAAUUCAGUCUCCCAUUCGUUCUGAGGAGGACUUGAAAACUUUGCAUCCAAUUGACUUUGACAAACUACAAUUUGUUGGAGAAUCUCUUAGUAUAUUGCGGAAAGAGGUCGGUGAGCGAGCAGCAAUUUUGGGUUUUGUGGGAGCUCCCUGGACAAUUGCUACAUACAUAGUAGAGGGGGGAACAACACGCACAUACACAACAAUAAAGAGCAUGUGCCAUACAGCACCACAUGUAUUAAGGGCUCUUCUGUCUCAUUUGGCAAAGGCAAUAGCUGAAUAUAUCAUUUUCCAAGUGGAUGCUGGAGCGCAUUGCAUACAAAUUUUUGAUUCAUGGGGUGGGCAAUUGCCUCCUGAUAUGUGGGAACGCUGGUCUAAGCCUUACAUUGAUGAGAUGGUAAGUGUGGUUAAAAAGAAGUGCCCUCAAACGCCAAUUGUGCUCUACAUUAAUGGAAAUGGUGGACUACUUGAACGGAUGAAGGGAACUGGAGUUGACGUGAUUGGGAUUGACUGGACAGUGGAUAUGGCAGAUGGAAGGAAGCGCCUCGGAAGUGAUAUUAGUAUACAAGGAAAUGUUGACCCUGCUUACCUAUAUUCUCCUCUUCCUGCCUUGGAGGAUGAAAUUAAAAGGGUUGUACAAUGUGCAGGGACAAAGGGCCACAUCCUCAAUCUUGGCCAUGGAGUUCUCGUUGGUACACCAGAGGAAGCUGUUGCUCAUUUUUUUAAUGUUGCAAGAAGCUUAAAGUUCGAUACACAAGUCGACAGUUAUGUAGUCGGGGCAUCCAAUUUGGUGGGUUGAAACCUAAAAUUUUGUCAAACAUAAUGGAAAUUUUGUUGUACACAGUCAGAAAUUCUCCGGGUAACUUACCAGAUUCUUGUAGCAUAUGUAUCAAAGCCAUGAGUUUGUGCUCAUGAUUAGGAUGAAAACCAUGAAAACUGUAUGCUCUGGGUUAGCUAAUUGGUUUAUUCAAUUCAGUUCUAAUUUGAAUUCUUUA
Molecule: messenger RNA, 1680 nt
Organism: Olea europaea var. sylvestris
Lineage: Eukaryota; Viridiplantae; Streptophyta; Magnoliopsida; Lamiales; Oleaceae
Product: uroporphyrinogen decarboxylase 1, chloroplastic-like
Exons: 6
Coding region: 234-1484 (416 amino acids)
Biological process (GO): porphyrin-containing compound biosynthetic process
Molecular function (GO): uroporphyrinogen decarboxylase activity
Source: RefSeq, a predicted model, not a curated record